AAGGUCCAUGUGUAGAUACAAAGCCAGAAUUGUGUGCUUAUAUUAUCGAAUACUUUAAGGAAGGUAUCCUCCCAUGUCUACAGUGAAUCACUGACAUCGGUGGUGUGUGAUCCGCUGCCAUCUGCAAGCUGAGGAUAAGCCCAGAAUUUGAAUAGAGACGGCAAUUAAUCAAUCCCUUGUACACGGAGCAAAGCCUAUUCUCCGGCCAUCGGAGUAACCCUGUAAUAAUGAACAAGGACAGGAAUCAGAUGAAUGAGAGGAUCUUGGAUCUCACACUGGAGAUCAUCUUCCUGUUGACCGGAGAGGUUCACAUGUUUGCCAAGAAGCCUGGAGAGCAUCUCAAUCACAGCAGCAGUCUCCCUGCAUCUGAAAAAUCGGACCGGAUCCAGGGCCCCUCCAGCACGGUGCCUCCACCUCAUUCACUGAAUGAGGGAAACAAUAACCAGAAGAUCCUGGAACUGACCAAUCAGAUCACCCAGCUGCUGACUGGAGAGGUUCCUAUAAGGUGUGAGGAUGUCACUGUCUAUUUCUCCGUGGAGGAGUGGGCGUAUCUAGAAGGACACAAGGAUCUCUACAAGGACGUAAUGAUGGAAAGUCACCAGACCCUCAGCUCACUGGAAUAUAAAUCUGCAUCGGAUGGAUUACACGUUUCUGGUUGUUUGUCUGACUUUGCAACCAAUGAAUCUGGACAUAAAAUUGACAAAUAUAGUAAUAUCAUCAAAACAAUGAAAAACCAGACUGAAUCCAUAGAAUGUGUCUCUCAGGAAUCCCCGUUAAAUAUUGAAGAAAAUUGCCAAGAUUUGGAAAUUGAUACACUUACGGGAUGUUACACAGGAUAUAUAUCAGCCUCCUGUAAAGAAGGAAAUUUCACAGACUCUGACAGUUACACACCUACAGAAUAUCCACCUAAAAAUAUUAAGGAAGAAUCGGCAUCAUGUGAAGCCAGAACCAGCACCGAUGUUUAUACACCCAAAGCAGACAAACAAAACUAUACAUCAAAUUAUAACUCAUCACACGAAGGAAAUCUUAGAGACGAUGACAUUUAUGCAACAACAGAACAUUUGGAAACAGAAUACCUAUCUACUCAUAUUAAGGAGGAAUCAGCUGUGUGUGAAGUGAUUGUCACAGACGAUCAUAAUUAUAUUCUUUCAGAACCUACAAAGACGGAGGACGAGUUUGGUUAUGAUGAACAUAGUCUAAAGUCACCUGAAAAAAACAAGACAUUCUUAAGUGAAUGUAAAGAACCUGAUAAAAAUAUUGAUCCUAACUCUGAUAUAUAUCCUAAAACCCAAGAGGCAAUGUAUGAUUGGUCUGAGCCUACAAAAGGGUUUUUGGAGCAUGUUCUAGGUCCUUCAACUCUAUCAAAAAAGGAGAUCGCUACAUCAGAAAUGGAAAAUGUCUUAUUUUACACAUCUGGCAGCGCUAAACAUGUGCAAAAUACCAAAGAGAAACCUUUUUCAUGUUCUGAAUGUGGGAAAUUUUUUAGUGUAAAACGUAGUCUUACUAAGCAUAAGACUAUACACAUAGGGAUAAAACCAUAUAAAUGCCUGGAAUGCGGGAAAUGUUUCAGGGUGAAACACAGUCUUACUGUACAUCAGAGGAUUCACUCAGAAGAGAGACCGUUUGAAUGCCCUGAAUGUGGGAAAUGUUUUAGGCUGAAGCACAGUCUCACGGUGCAUCGGAGGAUUCACACAGGAGAAAGACCAUUUGUAUGUGCUGAAUGCUGGAAAUGUUUUAGGAGAAAGGACGAACUUACUAAGCAUCAGAGAAUUCACCGAAAAGAAAAACCAUAUAAGUGCACUGAAUGUGGGAAAUGUUUUAGCCAAAAAGGAAAUCUUGCUUUGCAUACAUCGGUUCACACUGGAGAAAAACCAUUUAAAUGCUCUGAAUGUGGGAAAUGCUGUAGGCUAAAGUAUGACCUUAUUAAGCAUCAAAGGGUUCACCAGAAAGAAAAAGACAUUUGGGGAAGUUCUUCACAAGUCACUCACGUCUUGCUAAACAUCAAAGUAGAGAAAGAUGAGAAAAACCCUUUUGUUGGUGAGAAUUGGUGGGGCGGAGUCUGCGUGCUGAGCGUGGUGAUUGUCCCCUGUUUAACACACAUUGCACAGUCCGUGUACCGCGAGGGAAAGGGACUGCACUCAGUGGAUCCCUUGUACAGGGAGCAGAGUCCAUUCUCACAGCUUCUAGGUAACUCUGUGAUCAUGAACAAGGACGUCAAUCAGGUGGCUAAGAGGAUCUUGGAUCUCACCCUGGAGAUCAUCUACCUGCUGACUGGAGAGGUUCACAUGUUUGUGAAGAAGCCAAGGGAGUAUUUUAAUCACAGCAGCAGUCUGCCUGCAUUCAGAAAAUCCCAUAGAGCUCCGAGCCCCAGCACUGUGCCUCCACCUCACUCACUUGAGAAAAACAAUGAUCAACGGAUCCUGGAACUGACCAAUCAGAUCAUCCAGCUGCUGACUGGAGAGGUUCCUAUAAGGUGUGAGGAUGUCGCUGUCUAUUUCUCCAUGGAGGAGUGGGAGUAUCUAGAAGGACACAAGGAUCUAUAUAAGGAUGUGAUUAUUGGGAAUCAAGAGCCGUACAGACCAUCUGAAGAUAAGUCUACAUCUGAUGAAUUCCACACCGCUUUUUAUUUACCUGACUUUGGAACCAAAGAUGAAUCAAGUCUGAAAUCCAAUAAGGCAGAAAAUUAUCAGAAAAUCAGAAGAUCAAAGAGAAGGCAGACUAAGUCUAUAGUACAUUUAUCUCAAGAAUCUCCGUUAGAUAAGGAAGACAUUGAAACACCCACAGAAUAUAAACAAGCAGAAUAUUUGUCUACUCAUGUUAAGCAGAAAUCCACCUCGUAUAAAGGAGACCUUACAGGCACUGACGCUUAUACAUGCACAGAUAAUACACAGCCAACUUUGAACAAAUUCGUAAUUGAAAAGAGGAAGCCUGAGCAAUGUAUUAAUCCUAAAUCUGUAAAAUCUCCCAAGAACCCAGUGGAAAUGUUCAACUGCUCUGCAGAGUCAGACUCUGUUUUACAUGAGAUGCAUCACAGACAAGAUAAACAGUUUUCAUGUUCUGAAUGUGGGAAAUGUUUUAGGCUAAAACAUGAUCUUAUUAAACAUCAAAGGAUUCACACAAGGGAAAAACGCUUUAAAUGCACAGAUUGUGGGAAAUGUUUUACACGGGCUUUAUAUCUAUCUUCACAUAAAGUGAUUCACACAGGAGAAGGGACAUUUAAAUGCAAUGAAUGUGGCAAGUGUUUUACCCGAGCUGCACAUCUUGCUUCACAUAACAUGAUGCACACUGGAGAGAAACCAUUUAAAUGCAAUGAAUGUGGAAAGUGUUUUAGUCAGGCCGGACAUCUUGCUUCGCAUAAAAUUAUUCACACAGGAGAAAAACCAUUUAAAUGCUCUGAAUGCGGGAAAUGUUUUACUCGCGCUGCACAUCUUGCAUCACAUAAAAUGGUCCACACAGGAGGGAAACCAUUUAAAUGCUCUGAAUGCGGGAAAUGUUUUACGCGCGCUGCACAUCUUGCAUCACAUAAAAUGAUUCACACGGGAGGGAAACCAUUUAAAUGCGAUGAAUGUGGGAAAUGUUUCAGCGUGUUGCAUAAUCUCAUUACACAUCAGAAGAUUCACACCGGGGAAAAAACUUUUAAAUGUGAUGAAUGUGGGAAAUGUUUUAUACUCAAGCAUAAUCUAAUUGCACAUCGGAGUAUUCACACCGGUGAGAAACCAUUCGAGUGUGCAGAAUGUGGGAAAUGUUUUAGGCUCAAGUAUGUUCUAACGAUGCAUCAGAGGAUUCACACAGGUGUAAAACCAUUUAAAUGCACUGAAUGUGGAAAAUGUUUUACUCACAGCUCAAAUCUUUCCUCACAUAAAAUGCUUCACAGAGGAGAGAAACCGUAUAAAUGCAAUGAAUGUGGGAAAUGUUUUAGCCGAAGCACACAUCUUGCAAAACAUAAACUGAUUCACACAGCAUAAAGUUGCACCUUAUCACUUUAAUAAUAUGCAGCAUUGCACUAGGGGUUUUAUUUUUGUCAGUAAUAUGUUACUGAAAUGUUUUUGGAGCAAGCAAUGGGACAUUAAUCAUUGUUAUGUCGGUUUGAAUAAUGAUUUCUAUGAGUUUGAAACGGUUUCUCAUAGUCCACAUUGUGUUAAACAUA
Molecule: messenger RNA, 4147 nt
Organism: Pelobates fuscus (common spadefoot toad)
Lineage: Eukaryota; Metazoa; Chordata; Amphibia; Anura; Pelobatidae
Product: zinc finger protein 184-like
Exons: 11
Coding region: 228-3965 (1245 amino acids)
Biological process (GO): regulation of DNA-templated transcription
Source: RefSeq, a predicted model, not a curated record